Molecule: messenger RNA, 2130 nt
Organism: Cyprinus carpio (common carp)
Lineage: Eukaryota; Metazoa; Chordata; Actinopteri; Cypriniformes; Cyprinidae
Product: sarcoplasmic reticulum histidine-rich calcium-binding protein
Exons: 9
Coding region: 965-1894 (309 amino acids)
Molecular function (GO): calcium ion binding
Source: RefSeq, a predicted model, not a curated record
AUUAUUACAGUGCAUUUGCCUUUUAUAAUAGCGGUGCAGUUGAAGGGUAGAGAUGCUAACAAGCUGGUGAAAUGGGAGACCUUGCAGAAGGAGAACAUUCUGGCUCUCGAGAACAAAAAAACAAAGAGGGACAGACUAAAACGCAUAACUGCUAAAAUGGAGAGUGUCAUCAAACAGGUUGGUGAGAUCAGAGAUGUUGACUGUGAGCACUAGAAUCAGAUAUGGAGUACUGCACAUCUUCUCUUCAGUGGAUAAUGGAAGCUCUGUCUCAGAGCAGUACAGUGAAGAGCACUAAAGCACACCCGACUCGCAAAGCUCCUCAUUUCAGCCUCCAUUGAGAAAUGAAAAAGAGCCUUCUUUCCUGUAUUCGUCUUCUGUAUCUCAAUCUCAUGGACACGUGAACCAAGAAGCUGGAGAGAGUCAGUGAAAGGAGGGGAAAUGACGUGUCAAAAAACUACCCGUAUUGUUCUGGUUUCCAUUUUUAAACUUGUCACCCUGGCCUUUUCACUGUUCAUCCUGCUCUUACAAGUUUAGUGCUCCCAAAUGACCUCUCUUCAUAUUGCAUGUGAUUGUGGGAAGAGAACAGGGCACAGAAUGUCCUUGAACUUACAAUACACCGCAAGGCAAAGUAAUAAUAAAGGGCAUUAGGAGCGUGUCUUGUGCAUGUGGCCCUGUCAAUCAUCUCAGUAUGUUCCUCUGUUCUACACCAUUCUCUGAAUGGUGCAAAUGUACAUGUGACCAUAUAACCGAGACCAGCACCUUCUCUGUCACUCAACUCUCUCUCUAAUUCCCAAUGGUGGAUCCAGUGACUGCAUUUCCAAGUACUUGGUCCAAAGAUCCAAAGAUCUUGGAUGUUUGAACCCCAUAAGAACUGCUCCUCUUGGGUGGAUACAAACACAUUUUUUAUAAACUGUUUUGUGUGUGUGUGUGUGUGUGUCUGUGUGUGUGAGGGAGUGACUGCAAGAUGGUAGCUUCACGUAGCUGGCUGUUGGGGCUUAUCGUAGCUCUGCUUUGCACUGGAUCGUUCAGGGAUUCUGUGCAGGCUGAAGAAAGACUGCAAAGUGAGGAAGUCGAGGUGCUGAGGGGUCUAAACCUUACUGGAGGUGAGAAAGAGGAGGUGGCUGAUGAGGAGGAGGGUGGAAAUAUAUCUGACGAAGCUGAUGAAGAUGCGGGAGGAGAUGGGGAAACAGAGGAAGCUGAAGACGAGGACGAUGGAAAGGAAGCUUCUGAGGAAGAGAUGACACCAGAAGAGGAGAUAACUAAGGAGGAAGAAGCAGCUGAGCUUGAAGUGGAAGAUGCUGAGGAGGAGGAAGAGGAGGAGGCCGAAGAAGGAGCAGAUGAAGAGGAAGUAGCAGAGGAAGAUGAUGAGGCAGAAGGAGUAGAAGAUGAAGAGCAAGCAGCAGAGGAAGAGGUAGAAGAAGCAGAAGAGGAGGAUGAGCAGAUGGAGGUAGAUGUAGAAGAAGAAAUAGCAGAAGAAGAGGAAUCAGCACAACAGACAACAGAGGAAGAAAAAACAGCAGCAGAGGAUGAGGGAGCACCAGGUGAGGAAGAGGAAGAGGCAGAUGGGGAAAAGGUAGCUGCUAAUGAAGAUAAUGAGGAGGCUGGAGAUGAAGAGACCAAAGCUGAAGAUAAUGUUGAAGAAACUGCCCAGGAAGAAAAUGUAGAGGCAGAGUUGGUCUCCGUACAGUAUAGCUCAGGCUCUUUCUGUGCCCUUUGCUCAGUCUGUGAGCACUGCGGUACCUGUGACAAAUGUCCCUGUGAGGAAGGAGAAAUGUCAGCACACUGCAAUCACUGUGACGAUUGUUCCUACUGUUACAUUUGUCUUGUGAUCUGUGAAACAGUCUGCCAGCCAGGUGGAAUUCUCGAUGUACUGAGUGGUUCUCUCUACCAGUAAGGAUGCGACAUCUGUUCAAAACAAUACUUGCAGAAUAAUCAUAUUAUGAAUGUAUUCAUACCUGUUAUCAGCAUAGUUUUAUGUUGAGCCUUAUUUGUGUGUAUUUUUUGUCCUCAACUUAACCUACAGCACGGUAAACACGUUGCUCUGAAUACUUUCAGCAUUCUUCACAGCAUCAUCUUUUGGUGAACAGAGGAACUACAGACUAUAGUUUAAAGGGAUACUCCACCCCAAAA